GAACAGUUUAAGCGGCCGGUCGAAUGUUCCGGUGCAUAUGUUAGUGUCGGUCCGCUAUAAUUUUGUGAUACCUAAUGGUUCUACCUGUGAAAUAAGAUGUGAUGUCAGAUAGAGGUCUUGAACUUCGAAUCUGGAAAAAUAAGUUAUACAAUUUGCAGCGUGAAGCUCCUUCGCCACAUGUUAUACCCUGCAAUCGAGUUUUAAAUCAUUGCCCACCCCAGUAUGGUGUUGAAUAUCAUGGCCCAAUAUCGCGUCAGGAAACCGAAGAGCUGCUUUCUAAUGCACAUGAUGGCUCUUACCUUAUUAGAGACAGUCAACGUGCCGAAAACGCCUAUACCUUGGUCAUUUGGUUCGAUAAAGUGGCAAAAAACUUCAAGUUGUAUUUUGAUCCCAUAACCAAGCAGCACUUUGUUGGAGAAACUAAAUUUGACACUGUAGAACUCCUUGUCGCUGAUGGCCUUAUUCAUUUUUAUGUGGAAACACGCGGAGCAGAUGUUCUUAAGAGAAUUGCAGAAGCCAACAUUUAUCAAAAGACGCCGUUUUAUAAGGUUCGUUAUCACACUUUCAACUCUCAGGCAGUAGAAGCAUGCCUUAGCAUAAAGUCCUCUGAAAACAAAGUGAUGAAUAACGAACGUCCUCUUCCUUCUCCGUUAAAACACCUCCAAGCUUCUCAACGCUAUGCAAACACUUCCAAACAGUUAUCGUGUCGUCGUCAGUCUAUGGAUGCAAGUCAUUUUGAUAGCCGUUCCAAAUAUCAGUCCGUCGUUUUUACGAAACCACUUAUUCGUGACUGGCCUGAUGAUAAAAAUGGGUUCAAAAAUUACCGGAAUUAUCCCCCUCUGGCUGUUCAACAGUCUAAUGUUUGUAGCCCAAUACAACAACAAACUGACCCAAUAACUACCACUUCUACUUUUGAAGUAGGUUUUUCUCAUCUAAGGUUGGGACCACAAGGAGAUGUGCAUGAAGGUGUGAGCAGCACACAGUCUUUCUCUGGAGUUACUUCAUCUCACACAACACAAGCUUCCAGUCGUAGUACAGUAACAGCAACUAGCUGUGCAACCGUUGUUAAAACUAUUUCUUCAAGUGACCAAUGUUCUUCGGUUAAUUCAGUUUUAAUUCAAGCACCUCUUGCUACUUGUUUUUCUGGGGAAUCAAGCAGUUUAAGUUCUUGUACAAAUAGUAGUUCUAGUAGCCACAUGGGUAUUCUACCGAGUGCUCAGUCAUAUGAGUUGGAAUCUGAAUUUUCUUCCGAAUCAUUUGGUCCAAGACAUAUUUCAUUUGGUAGUAAUUUAUCUGACCACUAUUUUUCAAACGGAGUUUCAUUUCAAAGUUCCAAACUUAAUGGGAGUACGUCAACUUCUCCAAAACAACAGCUAAAUGAUUUAUCCUUUACAGAUUCUGACUAUGCACAAAAUGAUGCUAUGCGUAAUCUUCAGGAACGAUAUAACUUGCCUAUGGCUUGUUUACCGGAUCCAUGUACUUUUAUUUCAAAUGUCAAACCACAUAAUUUUAGGAUUCAUACUUAUCGUGGACCUCAUUGGUGCGAUUAUUGUACUCAUUUUAUAUGGGGGCUCGUUGCUCAGGGCAUGAAAUGUGUAGAUUGUGGAUUUCAGGCUCAUAAACGAUGUGCUGAUCUUGUACCGUGUGACUGUGUACCAGAUAUUAAACAAAUGAAGCGAGUGUUCGGUGUGGACUUGACUAAUUUGGCAAGAGCUGAAAACAAGACUGUGCCAACUCUGCUAAUUAAAUGCAUUCAAGAAGUAGAACGUCGAGAUGGUUUGCGUUGUGAAGGCCUUUAUCGUAUUCCUGGAAAUUAUGAUCUUGUGGAAGAAUUACGUACUGAAUUUGAUAAAGAUCCGGAAUUGGCAAAUGUAUCUGAGGCACGUGUUCGAGAUAUCAAUGUUUUGACAAGUUUGAUUAAAUCAUUUCUGCGUCAAUUGCCUGUUCCAUUAAUCACCUAUGAAGCAUAUCCAGAUUUACUGGAUGUUGUUAGAGAUGAUCGACUGAAUGAACAAGAGAAAUUAGAUUUGUUAAGAAAAAUAUUUGCUCGCUUACCCGGUGCACAUUAUGAAAGUUUGCGUUAUUUUAUAAACCAUAUACACAGGUAAUAAUAAAUAAACUUUAAAUGUUUAAAUUGUUAGUAUUAUAAUGGUACCAGGUUUCCAUCACUUAAUAUAUUUUCGAGGUUUUUUGAUUUAUUAAUCACUUAUUGAUUAUGUCAUAUUCUUUUUUCACCUUGUCACCACCUCAAAAUCCUACAAGCAUGGAUAGCCUUCUUGUUUUCAUUGUAUUAUGGAAAAUGAGAGGGUUUUAUCAAAACUAAGGCUUUCAGUACAAACUACUCGUAUUUUCACUUAUUAGUUGUCCUCAUCAGUAUGUUCUGUCAUUAAUUCUCUGAAUGAGGUUACUAACGAACAGCUGUCUGUUGAAAUGAGGCACAACUUAACAUGAAGGAAGCUGGAUUACAUAGCUCUGCGAGAAAAUUUAUAUCUAAUAUACAAUCCGAAAAGUACAGAAAAAUAUUAGCUUGCUUUUUAAAGAAUGAAUAACCGUGUAGCGUGUCAGGCACGAAAUCAACUGUAAAGACUAACAAAUAGAUUGUCUUACUCUACAGAUGAAACGUCACAACUACAAAGACAUAUUGUUUUUUAAGAACAGGGGAAGGCUGAACAGACUAUUACAGCUGCUGUAAAUAUUACACCUGACAAAGCUGUCGCCGUCCUUGUGCGCGGAAGCAUGAAUUCUUUUUCAGAUAUCACAGCAUAUCUUCGCUCAUUUCAUAUGAACAUAAUUUGACUGACCUACUUUUAAAGUUAUGAGUUGAAUUAUCGUAAAUUUGGUCAAAGGACUUUUAGAAGCAAGAUAGUUAUUUCAUUCUGUUAUCGAUAGGGAUAAUCAAUCAACCAACGACAUAAUAAUGGCCAUUUAUAGAGAGCUUAUUUCAGGGAAACAAUCGACAGAUAUCUAUGAAGAAAAUGAACACAAUCACUGUGUUAAUAUAACAGCUUGUUUAUUUCGACUAACAAAAUCCAAAAAAUGAUAAUCCGCAAUACCUAGAUCAGAUUUACAGUCAGUCAGUCAGCUACAACGUAGGACCAGGCACAUAUGUGCAUCGGUCCAGGUUGCCAUACCGCAUCGGCACAACAAGAUGAACACCGGAUUCAUAACAGUGGUUAGGUAAAAGGUGGUAAUAUAUAAGAGAAAGAUUGCAUAUAGAGAUAUAGUACAAGAAGAAAGAAUUGGUUCGUAGAAAGAAAGAUAUGAAGCGCUUUUAAUCUCUUAGUUUAAGGGAAGACAGGAAGUGUAUACACCGACGCCAUUGUGAUCGAUUCUGAGCCAUGUCACCAAGAGUCUCCAACCAUUGGUUACGAUAGUCACGCGGACCCCAACCAAGUAGUCUGCAUCUACCAACAUGGCUCAGACUAGAAGUUAGUGAUUUUAAGCACUGAUGCAACGUUUUGGUUUGGCCGCCCCUAACUUCCAACCAUUUCCAUUUCAGAUUUACACAUUCGGCUAAACUGAAAUUCGAUUAGAAAUGUUAGUUUGUGUACUAUUUUAGAGUUUGGUUUUCAAAUUAGUCUUUUUCUAUAGUCUAUACCACUUCAUUAUCAAUAAUUGUGAUUGAAUUUUCUCUAUCAAAAGCUCAACAAUCUUGGUAAACAAAAUAGAUGUAAAAGCUGCCAAAAUACGUAAUUAAGUUUGCUUAUACAUUAAAAUUAUUCAAGGAGUGCAUAUUGUACUCUCAUUAUUAAUAUAGUUUUUUUCAAUUGACACAUAAUUAAAAGUUUGAUGUUGAAAUAUUCAUUUUUAAAAUAUUUUUUACAGAGUAGCUGAAAAGCAAGAUGUGAAUAUGAUGACUGCAGCUAAUUUAGCUAUUGUCCUAUCACCUACUCUACUGAGUUCAUCUUAUACUGAUCCUAUAAGUUGUUUAGCUGGAACACUUUUUGAACAUACCUUAAUAGAAUUACUUAUAAAACAUUGUACUUACUUACUUCCAUCAAGCGGACGAUGGUUAGCUAGUAGACCUACUGAAUUAGCAGACAAUGCAAUCCAUUCACCAUCCCAUCGUCAUAGUCAAAUUAUUACCAAUAAUAAUUUUAUUCCACCAGUCACUACGGUAUCACCACCUAGUAUACCAUCUUAUAAGAAAUGGAAUUUUUUAAGAAGUCGAUCAUCCACAGAUACUCGUACAGUGCCAACUUUAUCACCUAUCCCAUGAAAUUGAAUGAACAAUUAUCGAUCUCGUUCUUUAUCUCUUUGUGUCAGUAUAAAUAAAUUAUUGUGAAAUGUCAUAUUUUUUACUACCUAUCUUACCAUUAUAUUAUUCUCUGAUUGUUCUGUAUCAACAAAUAUUUGUUAACACAUUCCACCAUUUUUUUUAUAUAACUUUUUGAUUGUGUCCAUUUUUGCAUUUCACAAAACUUCUGGUUCUUAACAAACUUGUACACAUAUGUUUACUCAUUUCUUGAACUCCAUAAUGUAUGUGCUUGUUUUUAGAGAAAUCAUUCAUAAGUGAUACUUUUAUUGUCUUCCAGUUUUUUUCUUUUAUUUACUUUAAAACAUUUAAAUGCAAGCAGUAUAAUUUUGAGUUUAUAUGACUACUUAAAAGCUUACUUAUAUAAAUAUAGCGUGUUUCCAACAUCUGAUUGUGUGUUUCUAUCCUAUCCUAUUGUUCAACUCACUACCUUUGAAUAUAUGCUUGUUGUCCAGCUCUUAUUAUGUGGGGAUUAUGCUGAGACAUCUUUAAACAUUAUUUAUUGAUAAACUUAUAUGAUGGUACCAUUUUUAUUUGAUUUUUAUAAAUAGGUCUGACAGUGCAAGACAAGAAAACGAAAUAACACUUUGUACAUAUACAUAUAUCUGUAUUAUU
Molecule: messenger RNA, 4870 nt
Organism: Schistosoma margrebowiei
Lineage: Eukaryota; Metazoa; Platyhelminthes; Trematoda; Strigeidida; Schistosomatidae
Source: the annotation of a GenBank genome assembly